UGAAAUUUGAAUUAGUUUGAAUUUUGUGUACCAUGCCUUUAAGCGACGCAGAUUGUGUGGCUACUUACAAAAUUCUUAUUCUCGGAGACUCUUCUGUCGGCAAAACUGCGUUACUGAGAUGCUUAACUGGCCGAGAAUUCCAAGACAGACAACUCCCAACCAUUGACUUUGUGAAAAAAAAGUUUGAGGUUGACGGUUGCACUGUUGAACUACAGAUAUGGGAUACCGCAGGUCAGGAGAGGUUUCACUCGGUCAACAGGUGGGCAGUAUCAGGGAGUAAAGGGGGGCGUUGUCAGGGGUUUUAUGACGUCACGGAUAAAUCAAGUUUCUCUUUACCAUACUGGCUGAGUAGUAGCGUUAAUGACGUAAUUUCGCAAACACAUAACAAGUAUGAAGUUGUACCAAUUGUGUUAAUUGGCAACAAGAGUGACCUUCAAACUGACAGGAAGAUCAAAACCAAGGAAGGAAGGAAGCUGGCUGAGAAAGAACUGACAUCAGAUUUCUAUGAAACAAGUGCUAAAACUGGACAAAAUGUGUUCAACGCAUUCCACAAGUUGGCUUAUUGUGUCACCGAAAUAUGCAAUCCAAAUGUGAUGAAGAGCUACUAUCCAAAUAUGAUUAGGGAACAACCGUCUUUAGCAGUAACUGUACCCGAAACCAGAAACGUAUCCUGUUGUCAAGCAAACAUGACCAAAAACGUCGUAACAAUCGAAUGGCGAAAUAAUGUGUCAAAAUCUGCAAAUGAUGUGAAAGAAAGAAGUGCUUUAAGUGGAAAUCAAAGAAAUUGA
Mercenaria mercenaria is the source of this 788-nucleotide messenger RNA. RefSeq names its product ras-related protein Rab-13-like. The transcript has 6 exons. Lineage: Eukaryota; Metazoa; Mollusca; Bivalvia; Venerida; Veneridae. The record is from RefSeq and is a predicted model, not a curated record. Bases 33 to 788 code for a protein of 251 amino acids. Gene Ontology annotation, molecular function: GTP binding; GTPase activity.